This is a messenger RNA of Haliotis rubra (blacklip abalone), 1734 nucleotides long. RefSeq names its product sodium-dependent glucose transporter 1-like. Gene Ontology annotation, biological process: transmembrane transport. NCBI's taxonomy places the organism in Eukaryota, Metazoa, Mollusca, Gastropoda, Lepetellida, Haliotidae. The record is from RefSeq and is a predicted model, not a curated record.
AUGGCCUCCAGACGCUCUGCAAGGCGAGGUAGAACAUACGCUGCAAGCUCAAGUGCGCCCUCCUCAACCAACGAAGGGAUUGAUACGCACCGCCAUGUUGGAGAUGAGGACGGGACAACACGCAGUACCAAGAACGCUCCAUAUCUGACUACAGAUGUGUUACGCCAGAGACUACAGGCUAUUGGGGUUAGUGUGCCUUCGACAUGGGGGAGGAAGACCGUGUUGCAGCUGUACAAAGAGAACUGUGCGAUCAGCAGGGGUGUAGAGGCGGUUCCAGUAACCCUCCCCCGUAACAGUGGCUCAAGUCCGACAUCGGCCAUUCCGUCUUCACAGCACACCCCCUCGCACAUUGGAAUUUCCGGGAACACCGAGGAGACAUCCGAUACCAGGGCGACACCACCAACUCCUUCGGCUGACAUGAUUGGCGGAAUAUGCAAUGCCCAGACUGGCCCGGCGCUGCUGGAUCUCCAACUCAUCACCAACACCAACACCCAACAGUCCGCUGUGUUUCUUACAGGAGCCUCCGUCAGGAGCAUGUGCGGCUCCUUGUCCUUUGGCUUCCUGUUUGGCCGUCUUAACAAGCACCUGCUGAUGUUCCUCAUCCUGCUCGGGGCAGCUGUAGCCGUCGGGGUUCUGCCGUUGUGCACACCGUAUAUUCUGAUGGUCUUCAUGCAUGGAAUCGUGUCCUUCUUUAGGGCUGGACACGUUACUUGUGGUAACACAGAUUUGAUAAGGACUUGGGAAGCUGAAAGGAGGGUGUUCAUUCAGAUUCUCCACUUCUGCUUCGCUCUUGGGGGAACGCUUUCCCCACUCAUCACAGAACCCUUCCUUGCACAUAGUACAAGCUCAAACAAUACCCGAGGGGCAGACAACUCCAGCACCCCUCUCUCUCACAUCUGCGUGAACAACAGUGACUUUGUAGACAAUGGAAACUGUGAUAUAGUUGUCACAGAAACAAAAGUUGAAUACGCGUAUCUCAUAACAGGGAUUCUGUUCCUCGUAGCUUCGUUGACCUUCCUGAUCCAAAGGUGCUGCCGCAGAUCCGAACCAGCUGAUGCCCAGAAGUCUAUGACUGGAUACGCCAAUUUGGACGAACCGUUACCGAUGGUGUAUAUCUUUGGUACAAUGGUAUUUGUUGUUUUGAUCUUUAUCUUUCUCGUGGCCGUUGAGGCGUGUUUGGCAUCCUUCCUCCUGACCUUCGUGGUGGAGCAGCUGAACUGGACGAAAACAUCGGGAGCUAGACUGACAUCAGUAUUCUGGGCCUGUUACGCAGCCAUGAGGUUUGCAACAAUCUUCUUCACGGGACGUGUGUCCCCAUUUGUUCUCAUUCUCGUCACCUCUAUCACCAUGCUUCUAUCUGCAGUAGGUCUGCUAAUGUCCUCUAUCUAUGACAAUGAAAUCGGUGUGUGGGCCUGUGUUGCAUUGAGUGGGCUGUCUCUCGCCUCACAGUUUCCGUCGACGAUGAUGUGGCUGGAAGAGUCGAUACUGAGGCUGUCAUCCAGGAUCGUCUCCAUCAUUGUCUUCUCCUCCACCUUGCCCGGUAUCAUCAACCCGUUAGUCAUUGGGUAUCUGAUGCAGGAAAUCUCCCCAAUAUGGUUGAUGUACAUACUCACUAUUGAGAGUGGUGUGUCAGUGCUGCUUAUUCUGUCUUUGUUCACCUGGUCCAAGGCUGUCCUCAAGCCGUUGCAUGAGAGACAGAAUUCAGAACGAUUGGUACCCCAGGAUUACACCUAA